Molecule: messenger RNA, 480 nt
Organism: Meyerozyma guilliermondii ATCC 6260
Lineage: Eukaryota; Fungi; Ascomycota; Pichiomycetes; Serinales; Debaryomycetaceae
Exons: 1
Coding region: 1-480 (159 amino acids)
Source: RefSeq, a predicted model, not a curated record
AUGGCCACAGAAUCUUCACGUGGAUGCCACGAUAAAUGGAGAAUGCUCUUCUUGAAGUCAAUAUUAUCGAAAUCAUUUCCUCCACUUCCAACCCCACUCAUUAGUCUCCGUCUGGUUCCACUAUUUCCCAUCUUCUUUGAUUUAAAAGCAGAUUUAUCCGCCUGUAAAAUGAUCUCUUCUUGUUCCUCAUCACCCAUUUGUGACGAUGGUGAUUGGGGGUACGCAUCGGUUGGAAGACCAGGCGAUUCAACAUCAUUAUCUUCGUCGUCGUCAUCUUCGUCGAAAACAUCUUCCUUUCUUCUGUUCAUCUUGGUUUUGAUUUCACUGCCUCCGUUGACAAUAUUAGGAUAUAUCAUGAAGCUAUUGUUGUAUGAUCCAGUCAUAACCGACUUGCUAUCGCCACUGAACUGUACUUCGAACUUGUCAAAGAUGGCAUCGUUCUCAUAUGUAUCGCACAAUCUAUCCCGCAAAUGUUCAUGA